Peniophora sp. CBMAI 1063 is the source of this 327-nucleotide messenger RNA. Lineage: Eukaryota; Fungi; Basidiomycota; Agaricomycetes; Russulales; Peniophoraceae. The record is from the annotation of a GenBank genome assembly.
AUGUCGCACAAGCGACCUGGCUCGCCCGCGCCUGAACCUACAGAAACAGUGCUCUCUCGGACGCGGUCGCACGGCCCGCUCAAGCACAUAGAGUUGCACGGCUAUUUCGUGCCUUACGACGCGCGUGGAACCGGCCGGGAACUGGGACAUUAUACGCCUUCACGUCUUGAUAUCAUCAACUACUACGACAUAUCAGCGAAUACCCCAUUCUCCAGACGUGGGGGCCUUGACGCCAUGGGUGGACCUGUCAGCAUGUGGACGGGAAAGCCCACUCUCAACAUCAGCCUGAGGAUGAGGGCGGAGCUGGUUUUAGCCGGUUUUAAGUGA